This is a messenger RNA of Klebsormidium nitens, 1274 nucleotides long. The record is from the annotation of a GenBank genome assembly. Lineage: Eukaryota; Viridiplantae; Streptophyta; Klebsormidiophyceae; Klebsormidiales; Klebsormidiaceae.
AUGGCGGAAUCAGGGGAGGAGCUGUUGGUAGAAAAGUUCAAAGUGUUUGAUGCGGUAGUAGAGGCGAACGGCACGACUCUUUCCUCAGCACCGGCAAUGAUCCUCGUCAACACUCGGAUGAUCCUGACGGUUACCUUCUCCACAAGUGCUUCUUCCGACACAGAAUACUUGGCCGAUUUGGGCACAUUAUUACGUGUACAUUCUGCGCCUGCCGGCCGGCGGCCGGGCUGCACCGCGAAAGCGCGGCCGGCAAGCGCUGCAUCCCGGCCGGGCGACAUGCCCGCGCGCGCCCCUCGGGCUGAUUGGAGUACCGUACGGUCCGUACAUCGAGCGAGGGGCUGCGUCCGCAUCCACUUCCGAGGGUUGCUUUCAGGCCGUGGUCCCGAUCAAAGCGCUCCUCCGAGCAAUCGGGCGCACUCCUCGCCACCUUCCAGGUUAAGGCGACCAGCCGCAGACCCCGUUGACCCCAUUGAUCGCAAUCGCGGCCGCGGGCAGUUCGUGGAUGACACUUUUGCGCCCGCCAGAGACUCUCCAUCUCCCGAGUUCGCUUCAACCCCCGCUGCUCCUUUCUGCGAUGAGAACUCGACCCCAGGUGUUGCUUGAGCGGGACAAAUCCUGUCCUCGCUUUCGAGUUGAUGACGGCCACGGCUGUUGGAGCGGUCGCCGCCUUACCGCCUUCGGCGACUUGAGCGAUUGGGUGAUACUGGGAACACCAGCGCACGUAGUACCCGGUGUCUGAUCGAGGAGCCUGCUCCUUUUGCGAGGAGCGCGUAGCAACUCCCGUUUCACCCCGUCGAUGGCAGCAAGGUCGAGCUCCCCGUCUUCUAUGGUGCGUGUUGAUGGAGUUCAAAAGUGACCGCCACCGGCCAUCAGGGACAAGUCUCCUUGAUGUCUCAGAGUCUCGAGGAACGUCACCCUGCGCCCAAGUUGCUUAGGAUAUGCAUGCGAAAGCAAGGCCAUAGGAGCCGCCAGCCAGUUUAGAAACAUUACUCACCAUGCCGCACACAGCUGUGUUCCUACUUAUAUGUGUUUGCAGUGGCUCCGUACCAGAUAUUGUCACAUAUAAGCUGCCCGUGCCUCUUCUAGCUUGAGGCUGUUCCAGAAGUAGAAACGACGUAGAAUCGGCAUGGAAUAUAUGGAAUAUAUUAUUUUUGUUGAGUUUCAUGUAGGCAUAAAUUCUCAAGAAAGUUAUUAGUAAGCCAAGAUAAUAGUAAGCUCCGACUAACACUAAAAACCCUAACCUUAAAUAAAACACCCGCUCCGGACCCGUACCC